AUGUCAUCCCCUCGUGGGGGUGUACCCAUCCCAGCUGUACCAGUCCCAUCCCCACAAGAUGACUCCACCCGGAAGAAGACCAACAUGAUGCAGAGCAGUCUCGAGUUGGUGUUCUCAUACCGUCGACACCAAGAGAUGCGAUAUGGUGGAUCGGCACCUUCCUUUAUCGACUCCACCUCCUCUCGCUCUCACUCUUCCCCUACUGGACGUCUCGAUGAAUCAUACCAGGAUGAUGACAGGGAUGUGUCGCACAGGUGGGCCGACUUAGAAGCUGCUGUGACGCCCGCAGAUGGACGUCGCUCCUCCGAUGCAUCGAACUUGAUGGCGGAGGGGGAUCCGGAGGUGGUAUUUGAAGAAGAGCCUAAUCCUAGUCAAGAGAGGAGAGUCUCCGAAGAACCUUCACUCUUUCACUCGGAUCCACUACCUACCGCUAGAGGCACCAACACAAGUCCGGUGACAUCCAAUCAAGCCAGUCCAAUCAUUCGUCCAACAGCAAGCGGAAAAGGUUUGAUUUCGAUCAACAUGUUCUCGCCAAGAACUACGCCUUCUCAUCUCAGUACUUCUCUUGGAACCAAAUCAAGUAGCAGUCAAACAGCCUUACGUAGCAGAUCAGCUCAUGAAAAUCUCACCGAGGACGAUGAUACGGAAGAACCUUUAGACAGCACAGAUGAUGAAUCGGACGCCUUGGUGAAGAGCAACCAUCAGACUCAGUACGGUACCAUGGGUGUCCAUGGCGGAGAUGCUGUAUCUAGGACCAAAGUUAGGCGAUUAAGAUAUCCCGAAGGACAGAGUACAGAUGGACAAACACUGUUCAAUGCCACUGCUGUGCUAGUAGGGAUAGGUCUAUUAUCGAUGCCUCUGGCUUUCGCAUAUGCCGGAUGGAUUGGAGGAACAGUGAUGCUGUUGAGCUUUGGCUGGUUGACCUGUCACACUGCCAAAUUAUUGGCAAGCCUUAUACGAUCGGAUCCGACCCUGAUGGGAUACACCGAUAUCGGUGUGAGAGCUUUUGGAACUUGGGCUGGAGGUGGGAUCCAUAUCUUAUUUUGUCUCGAGCUCUUUGCCUUAGGUGUCGCUCUCGUUGUUCUGUUCGGUGAUACGCUUAACGCCUUAUAUCCCGAGGUGUCUUCCAAUUUCUGGAAGCUGAUCGGGUUUUUCUUGAUACUCCCCACAGCACUAUUACCCCUCCGUCUGCUAUCACUGCCUUCCCUGCUGUCAUCGAUCUCUUCACUUCUCCUAGUUCUCGUCCUGCUUAUCGACGGCUUCAUCCGCUCCUCCGCCCCAGGAUCCCUCCGCAGCCCAAUGCCCACAUCGCUAUCACCAGAAUGGGAGAACGCCAAUUGGCUAGGUGGGAUAGGUCUUGUGCUGGCUGGAUUCGGGGGACAUGCGGUUAUGCCUAGUUUAGCAAGAGAUAUGAAGAAUCCGGAACGAUUCGACAAUAUCGUUAACAAAGCUUUUGCAAUCGCCACUGCUAUCUCUUUCGUAGCGGGAGCAGCAGGAUACCUUAUGAUCGGGCAAGAUGUUUCGGAUGAGAUAACGCGAGAUUUGAUGCAAGAGAAAUAUCAGUAUCCCCAUCUACUUAAUGUGUUAGCUUUAUGGAUGAUAGUCGUGAAUCCUCUCACGAAGUUCGGUUUGAGCUCAAGGCCACUCAAUAUAACCAUCGAAGGCAUACUUGGUAUAUCGCCUGCUCAUCUCGGCUUGGCUUCGAACGAAUCGACUUUUUACCCAUCCCAAAUCGAGGAUGUCGAUCCAUUGGACUCGGGAUCGAAAUCAGACCGCAAUGAAAGAAGGUCGUCCCUCGAGCAACCUCGCAGAAACUCACAUCGCCGAGCAUCACGAGGGUUUGGUGAAUCAGAUUGGUCUUAUAGGUCAUUUGGACGACAACGUCCAGGUAGUGCAGGAAAUAUCAUCAGACCGAAUCAAGAGAGACGAAAAGCCACCUUGAGAGUGAUAUCCAGGACAGUCAUCACUGCCUUGUGUGUUGCGACUGCCAUUCUCCUUCCUGGUUUUGGAAAGGUGAUGGCUUUCUUGGGUAGUUUUUCGGCUUUUGUCAUUUGCAUUAUUCUUCCAUUGCUCUUCCACCUGAAACUCGCUCCUCGACUGAUUCCCAGCACCGAAAACUCCGCUUCCGGUAGACUACAGAAGUCUGGUCAUUGGAUCUUAGUGGGCGUAUGUAGCUCGCUGAUGAUAGCUGGCACGGUGUGGGCAUUCUUGCCUGGAAGUGGGCAUGGAGGCUUAGAACCUUAG
Kwoniella botswanensis is the source of this 2244-nucleotide messenger RNA. RefSeq lists its product as uncharacterized. The record is from RefSeq and is a predicted model, not a curated record. Lineage: Eukaryota; Fungi; Basidiomycota; Tremellomycetes; Tremellales; Cryptococcaceae. Gene Ontology annotation, molecular function: L-amino acid transmembrane transporter activity. Bases 1 to 2244 code for a protein of 747 amino acids. Gene Ontology annotation, biological process: amino acid transmembrane transport. The transcript is spliced from 11 exons. Gene Ontology annotation, cellular component: vacuolar membrane.